GAAUUUCGUUUCAUACCUAUCAAUUCUCAAACACAAAAAUCUCUUUUCUGCAUCUUGUUAUUGCUGAGGGUACAGAUAGCCAACAUGGACUACGUACUUGCUGGUAACUAUUUCUUUGCAGAUAUCGAUGAUGAGACGGCAAAGUUGAUCAUUCAGCUUCAGCUCGAUGACAUCGAUUAUUCAUCGUCCAAGGGAAAGGGUCGAACCGACAACGUAUCCGAUAUCUCAGUUGCAUUCAGAAUUCAGAAAGAGGAAUUGGAAAACAUUGCUUUAUUCUUGUCGGAUAAACGCAUGACGAGGAGUAUUGCAUUGGCCGUUCAAACUGAUGGUGCAGUCUUGACCGAAGCGGUAUCACGCGAUGAUGUUCUUGUAAGAGAUCAUUCCAUGGCUUUACAACUAUAUCGAGGUCCCGCAGCACCGGCUAUUAUCCCAGAGAUUCCUCCACCAGCUGCUCUAAAUACACAGAUCUUGAACGAGGAGGUCUUGCAAAAACUUCAAAUGUUGUAUGUGUCUGGUGCCGACUCGAAAGACAACAAAUCUGCAGAGUUAGAUGAAACAGAUUGCAGUUUUGUAACUGGCUCACUUGCAGAGUCCUCUACUUGGGCACUCUCUCGAUCUGUACCCUCCAAGAGCACAUGCGUCAUCUGUCGUGAUGAGAUCAGCUUCUGCGAAGCAGCCCGAGUUCCUGGUUCAUGCCGCCACGAAUAUUGUCGCACCUGCCUUGAGCAGCUCUUUCACUUAUCGAUGAGCGAUGAAUCACUCUUCCCACCCCGCUGCUGCAACGAACCAAUUACUGUCGCUAGUGUCCGUCUUUUUCUCACAAGUGAUAUUGUGCGCGCCUUUGAUGAGAAGAGAAUCGAAUUCGAAUCACCAAACAGAACUUAUUGCUGCUUCAAGUCUUGCUCAGCUUUCAUCCCACCGUCCAAAAUCAUCAACAAUGUAGCUACCUGUGAAGGCUGCGGUACACAAACGCACACCUUGUGUAAGUUAGAAGCUCAUAUUGGAGAUUGCUCAAACGAUACCGCAUUGCAGGAGGUUUUGGAUCUUGCUAGGGACAGGGGCUGGCAAAGAUGUUUUUCCUGCUGGGGUAUGGUGGAGCUUGAGGUUGGAUGCAACCACAUGAAAUGUCGAUGCGGUGCCACGUUUUGUUACACCUGUGGGCUGAGAUGGAAGACCUGUCGUUGUCCACAAUGGCACGAAGACCGUUUGAUUGCUCGUGCCACGGAGAUUGUCAACCGCAGACCUGGUCAUCAACUACUUGAGCGUCCCUAUCAAGCCAUCGGACAAGGAUCUGCAAUUGAAGCUCAAAUUGCCGUAGCUGCGGAGGGUCUUCGAGAGAAUCAUGCGUGUGAGCACCACGAAUGGCGCAAAAUACGAGGAUCUCAUCAAUGUGAGGGUUGCCAUAAUACUCUGGAACUAUUCAUUUUUGCAUGUCGUCAAUGUGAACUAAGAGUUUGCAACAGAUGCAGACUUAACAGGUUGUAGUGGGAAUGGAUUUGUGGAAGCUAUUCAAUGGUGUGGACAAUCUUGAGCUCUAUUCA
This is a messenger RNA of Botrytis cinerea B05.10, 1541 nucleotides long. RefSeq lists its product as hypothetical. Gene Ontology annotation, cellular component: ubiquitin ligase complex; cytoplasm. Bases 85 to 1485 code for a protein of 466 amino acids. The record is from RefSeq and is a predicted model, not a curated record. Gene Ontology annotation, biological process: positive regulation of proteasomal ubiquitin-dependent protein catabolic process; ubiquitin-dependent protein catabolic process; protein polyubiquitination. Gene Ontology annotation, molecular function: ubiquitin conjugating enzyme binding; ubiquitin protein ligase activity. NCBI's taxonomy places the organism in Eukaryota, Fungi, Ascomycota, Leotiomycetes, Helotiales, Sclerotiniaceae. The transcript has 2 exons.